UUUCCUUUUAAUCGUUUUUCGAGAAAAUGGCGGCGUCUUCUGCCAAAUUUUUUGUACACCAAAAUCAAAAUAAAGCAAAUUCUUCUAGUCCCCAAACUAUUAUCGCUAGCCAAUACAAGGAAAUUAAUGAGGACGACGGAACUCAAUACCCCGAAUUCGAAACUAGGGAUUUUGGAGGGGAUUUUACGUAUACAGAUGGCGGAGAUAUAGUGAAUGAAGAAUAUGAUGAUAAAAUUGGUUAUAAAAGCGUCAGUGACAGAAGGUCAGCAACAACUGUGGCCGCAUUUGGUGGUGGAGAAGGCAAUGAAGCCUUUGUUGACAUUGAGGAGGUGAUUUCCACAAAGACUGUAAUCGUGAGCAGCAAUUCUGGUAACGGCAGUUGUAGUGACAACAAACGUGAUCCUCUGCAGCGCCAUUUAUCAAGUGCGAACUUCACAGCUGUACCUGAAGAAAUCAACAACAAUUGGAGUGAUAUAAAAAAUUCAUCUGAGCAAACACUAAAUAUACCAAAGAAGUCUGAAAGCGACGACAAUUGGGGUGAGGGGAUCGGUACGAAGUUCGCAUAUCAAUUACAAACACAAAACUUAGAUCAACAUACUUCGUGGACCCCCAACGAAGAAGCGUCUGGGCUGCAGCCUGUUGCGAAAACGUCGGAUCAGCAUAAAAAUCUGUGUACCGAUAAAUCAGCGAAUAAACUACCAACAAAAAUACUCAACAUACGAGCGCCGUCAUCGUCAUUGGCGUUAACGUCGUUGUCGUCACCGGCAUCGUCGUUUGCAAACUUCGCCAUGAAUUCCAGCCAACCAACGCAAGCGCCGGGCAAUCGCAUAACCUUUACAAGUCAAACUCUUCCUAACGGCACUAUAAAUAUUGGAGGAGCCGCUGGUCAUCCCGCAGGCUCAACAAUUAUAUCGACCUCCCAAUUGCCCAAUACGACCACAAUUAAGACAAUAACGUCAAGUGGAGCAGGAGGCGGUCAACAGCACCAUUCUCUGCCGCAGCAAGUACAGGUACAACAUCAUCAAGUGCUUCAAACUGGCGGACAACCAGGUGUGGCGGGUCAACCGUCGCAGCAACAGCACAAUGCAGCUAGCCAGUCAGUAGGUGCAACACAGACGCAAACCUUAGUAAUAAAAUCAAACAAUGCGGUAUCAUUGCCAGCGGGUCUGGUUUCAAGUGCACCAGGAAUAGUUACAAUGACCAAAACAAUCAAUCAGGGAAACCAGCAACCAUUGCUGAAUUCCAUGAUUCCCGCGAGUGUAGUGGUGGGCAUGCGUCCACCCAAUGCACAACAACAACAGAAGAAUGUCCAGGGCAACACAUUGGGACGUGUAGUAAUUGGCGGUCCACACAUGGUUGGGGCAAGGCCCCAAAAUCCGGCGAUAACACUCAGCACACUAGCACCUGGACAAACGCCUGCACUCAUUUUGAAAACCGAAAAUGGAUAUCAAUUGCUGCGCGUUGGCACGGCCACCUCGGGCCCGGUGACACCAACCAUUGGCGGCAGUGGCGGCACUAACUCCACCAACCCGGCACAAAUUCGUUUACAAACUGUACCAGCUGCUUCGAUGGCAGUGUCCUCGUCCACAUCCAAUAAUAUUGUUGUGAACUCCGUUGCAUCGAAUACUGCCGGCCCACAUCAUUCAUACACGUCCCAAGCGAAUAUAACAUUGCAGCAGCCUCAGCAUCAUCAGACCACACUGCAACAUCAACAACAGCAAUCGCAUCUGCAAUCGCAACACCACCAACAAAUCCACCAGCAGACGCAACAUUUGCUCCCUCAGCCCCAGAUAACCCAAAUACAAACAAUUCCAGCACAACAUUCAGCCGGUGCGACCGCCUCUACGGGCACUUCGAACACAACGACAAUGAGUAACAACCACAGCGCGGUGGUGUCCACGGCAAGUGCCGGCACAACGACGGGGACACCAACUAUGGCGACAACGCAAAGCGCUGCGCAAGGAAAUACCAAAGAGAAAUGUCGAAAGUUCUUGGCUAACUUAAUUGAUUUGGCAACGCGCGAACCCAAGCCGGUGGAAAAGAAUGUGCGUAACCUUAUCCAAGAGUUGGUAAAUGCGAACGUUGAGCCAGAGGAGUUUUGCGAUCGGCUGGAACGACUGUUAAAUGCCAGUCCACAACCUUGUCUAAUUGGAUUUUUGAAGAAAAGUUUACCGCUGCUGCGUCAGGCGCUUUUUACUAGGGAACUUGUAAUUGAAGGCAUUAAGCCCCCACCGCAACAUGUAGCCGGUUUGACUACCUUACAACAGUUUCCGAAAAUUCAGGCGCAAAUACGCCCCAUUAGUCAAAAUCAAACGACUACCAUCGGACAGACGCAAGUGAGAAUGAUUUCGCCUGGUGGCCCAGGUGGUCCCCGACCUAUUGGACAUACGACGAUCACAAAGCAGCAGGGUGGAAUUCGUAUACAAGGUCCCACCAGGCCUCGACUUGUCAAUGCCCAAAUCCGAGGACCCAUUCCAGCGUCCAUACAUCAGUCAAAUGCGCAACUCCCUACUGCGCCGAACCAAGCGAAUAUUGUACAUAUAAGAGCUCCAACAGUAACACAAAUUAGCCGACCCGCAACGGUUCAAAUACGUACUGCAAAGGGCAAAAAUGCACCACCAGGCAUUACGCACGUCAAAGUUGGACAGACCCAAAUCAAGGCGAUCUCCUCGCCUGUACCAUCGCUUGUCACGUCAAGUCAGCCGCCCUCACUCGCAGCUAUUUCCAACAGCUUACCACCCUCGUCAACACCAUCGCUAUCUGCGGUAUCCACAAUUCUAUCCACCAUCAAUUCUGUGGCGACAUAUUCGCACGCAGGCAGUGGGACAUCGUUGCCAACUCCAUCAUUGCCCACCGUACAACUGCCCCCCGCCUUAAUGAAUAGCAGUAGCAGCCAUCUGCACAAUAACGCAGCGUUAGCAGGCAUAGGAGAGAGCCUAAGAAUCAUUGACCACAAAGUGGACUUGAACAUCGUGAAACAAGAGAAAAUUGCACCUGCCACACCAUCAGCGUGCCACAGCAAACAAGCAACGACAAAAUCUGGUGCUUCAUCGGCCAGCAAAGCAUCAAGCAAAAAGAAAAAAGAACAACUGGAUAAAGAAAAAGAAGACAAAGCGAAUGCUUCGGGCGCUGCCGCAACAGCGCGUCUCUUCUACCAACAGCCCUCUAUAUCUAUGUCUUCUUCAUUAUACGGGGACGACGAUAUAAACGAUGUCGCUGCCAUGGGUGGUGUCAAUUUGGCCGAGGAAUCACAGCGCAUUCUGGGCUGCACUGAAAAUAUCGGCACCCAGAUCCGUUCGUGCAAGGACGAAGUAUUUCUGCAUCUGCCUGCGCUGCAGGCGCGUAUACGCGCGAUGGUAAUGGAGCGAGGUCUGGAAGAACCAUCACAAGAUGUGGCAGUGUUGAUAUCACAUGCGUCAGAACGUCUGAAAAAUAUCGUGGAAAAAUUGGCUGUGAUAGCAGAGCAUCGAAUUGACGUUAUUAAGCUGGACCCACGAUACGAAGUCACAAAAGAUGUACGUGGUCAAAUAAAAUUUUUAGAGGAAUUGGAUAAAGCGGAACAAAAACGUCAUGAGGAAAUGGAAAGAGAAAUGCUAUUGCGCGCUGCCAAGUCUCGAUCGAAAAUUGAGGAUCCCGAGCAGGCGAAAAUGAAAGCGAGGGCGAAAGAAAUGCAGCGUGCCGAAAUGGAAGAACUGCGGCAGCGAGACGCCAAUAUGACUGCGUUGCAAGCUAUUGGACCACGGAAAAAAAUCAAGCUAGAUGGCGACGCAAUAGGUACAGGGGCGAAUUCUAGCGCCGGCGGUGCAUUAGGCGCAUCGAGUGUACGCGUGCCGCUAAGACCACGGAUUAAACGCGUUAAUCUCCGGGACAUGCUCUUCUUCAUGGAACAGGAGCGCGACACAUGCAGAAGCCAAAUGUUAUAUAAGGCAUAUCUUAAGUGAUCGACUUCGUACAACUGCUAAGAACACCUACAUAUAUAAUAUGAACUUUCUAAAUUGGUGAACAUUUCGUCGAUAAAAUCACUUCAUCCCCUUAUUUUGUAAUUUUCUAUGUAAAGUACUUUUAUUUGUUUCGCUGUAGCUCUCCUCCAGCAACAUAUAAUGUAAUCACAUUUUGAUUGCAAAGUGAAAUGAAUGCAACUUUUGCGGGUUUUUAAUCUCAAAGCUUCUUGUAUAAAUAUGUUUAUCUUUAUGACAAUUAUGCUUUGCCGCUACUGCGGUUGACGACAAAGUGCUUUAUUAGUUGCAGAAAAUGUAUAAAGCUUACUUCAAGUUGCAAUUAGGCUGACAGCGGGAAAAUAUUUCUAGUUAGUUUGGAUGGAUUAUUGCAAUAUUAGUAAGAGCCACACUAAUAAACAUAUUCUACUUUUGAUUCUAAUAUUUUAACUCCAUUUAACAACAUAAUUUCUUAUUUUUAUUAUUGAUUUAUUUAAUAAAAAUAAAAUUUGCAACUCAUACUUGAAAUGGAAUUUCAAAAAUUAAUUCACUAGCCAAGAGUCGAAUGAGAAUAUGAAAACAAAAAGAAAUGACGAAAGCAGUUAUUUUAAGCAAUGCGUGCUUUAAAUUUCUUACUUACUUGCUCGAUUGCUUCAAACACUGCUUUGUCUAAGUAUGCAAGUUGUAUUAAAAGCAGGUAUAUUACAAGUUGGCAUGAUGAUAUUGCGUUGUUUAACAUAAAAACUAUAUAUAAAAAUAUGGCCUUAUACAUUUAGGUUAAUAUCACGCAAAUUUUGUACAUUUUCUUUAUUCCGAUUAAAUGUCGUUUUCUACUAUUUUACCUAAAACAUCUUGUUAAUCACAGGAACAAACAUUAAAGUAAACCCAUAUUUUUAAAUGUAUAAAUUUUCAUGUAGAAACUAAAUACUGAAUUAGGAGUUGGGUUAAGCGAGCAUUUGCUGAUGGGUGUUUUGUGUGUACGUGUAAGCAGAAGCGCUGCUCUUACGGUUUUCCAGCAGAUAUAGCGAAUGCCACAAACAGUUUAUGCAGCAAAGCAACAUGAAUGUAGAACAAAAAAAAAUAUGGCGUGUUGGUCCAGAAAAGGAGGGCUUGCGAUUUCCUUAAUAUACCUGCAUAAGUUUACAUUUUUGUUGCUAGCAUAUUUUUUGUUGUUUUAAGUAAAAAAAUCACUAAACAUUCGUGUUGUUUUGUUCCACUGCACAACACACCAGAUGGUUCAAUUCAGUUUCAAGAGGUUCAAAACCAAUAUUAACCUUUAAGCGCGGUCUAGAAUUAAGUAGAAUAUUCAUAGAAAUUUGUAUAUUUGUAAGACUUUACGGCCACGGCAUGAGUGGACAAUAUGUCCUUUGACGCCCACAAAAAAAAAUAUUCAUAAAAAAUUAAGUAUUAAGGUUUAUUCAUACAAAAUACACUUUAGAAUUUUAGAUUAAGCGAAAACUCUAACCGAUAAAACAAACUGCAUAUACAUACACAUAUUAAUAGAGGUGGAAACAAUAGAAAAAUAUAGUAACAAACCGCUUAUUAUAGUCUUAUUUGCAAAGACAUUAAUAAAUUUUAACAUGGACACCCAAGAAUAGUAAAUACAUAAAACAAACCAACACCAACCAAUCAAAGGACCAACAAUUCAUUCGUAAUUAAUGGUGUGCAAAACGGAAAAACAAAAUAAAAAAUAAAUAAAAAAAUGAUUGCAACUAUGGUUAGAAAUUCUACUAAAAUCGUAGUUAUAUUACAACCUAUGUAUGUAAAUGUUCGUAAAUUAAGUUAACUUUUAUUAUUUUGUAAUACGAAAAGUAAUACUUGCAGUUUAAAAAAAGUAUCAAGUUCUUUUAUAAAAUGUAUAAAGUUGAGUAACCAAAUCGGCAAAUAACGAAAAUGAAAAUAAAAAUGGAAAUACAAGUUAAACAAACAAAAUUUUAAUGCUGGCUAAAACUUAGUUUUAACUAUUGUAUAUUACAAUGAAAUUGUGUAGUUAUAAAUGAAUAAAUUAAAGUAAUUUAUAUAAAACAAA
This is a messenger RNA of Rhagoletis zephyria (snowberry fruit fly), 5964 nucleotides long. RefSeq names its product transcription initiation factor TFIID subunit 4-like. Gene Ontology annotation, biological process: DNA-templated transcription; transcription initiation at RNA polymerase II promoter. NCBI's taxonomy places the organism in Eukaryota, Metazoa, Arthropoda, Insecta, Diptera, Tephritidae. Gene Ontology annotation, molecular function: DNA binding; RNA polymerase II general transcription initiation factor activity; protein heterodimerization activity. Gene Ontology annotation, cellular component: transcription factor TFIID complex. The record is from RefSeq and is a predicted model, not a curated record.